AUGGCUACUCUUACUCGUGUCCAAAGCAUUCGUGAACGUUUGGACGAGACCCUCAAGGCUCAUCGCAAUGAAAUUGUUGCCUUACUAACCAGGAUUGAAGGUAAGGGAAAAGGAAUUCUUCAGCACCACCAGAUUAUUGCCGAGUUUGAAGCAAUUCCUGAAGAGACCAGGAAGAAAUUGGUGGGUGGUGCUUUUUCUGAAGUUCUCAGAUCCACACAGGAAGCAAUUGUUUUGCCUCCAUGGGUUGUUCUUGCUGUGCGCCCGAGGCCUGGUGUCUGGGAGUACAUUAGAGUGAAUGUCCAAGCACUUGUUGUUGAGGAGUUGCGUGUUGCUGAGUAUCUUCAUUUCAAGGAGGAACUUGUUGAUGGAGGCUCCAAUGGAAACUUCGUGCUUGAAUUGGACUUUGAGCCAUUCAAUGCUUCUUUCCCCCGCCCAACUCUUUCAAAGUACAUUGGUAAUGGUGUCGAGUUCCUCAAUCGCCACCUUUCAGCUAAGUUGUUCCAUGACAAGGAAAGCCUGCACCCCGUGCUUGCAUUUCUCAAAGUGCACUGUCACCAGGGGAAGAAUAUGAUGCUGAAUGACAGAAUUCAGAACCUGGACUCUCUGCAAUAUGUUCUGAGAAAGGCUGAGGAGUAUCUGUCUACUCUGAAACCUGAUACUCCAUACUCUCAAUUUGAACACAAGUUCCAGGAGAUUGGCUUGGAGAGAGGAUGGGGUGAUACUGCUGCGCGUGUUCUUGAGAUGAUUCAACUUCUUUUGGAUCUUCUCGAGGCACCAGAUCCCUGCACUCUGGAAACAUUUCUUGGCAGAAUUCCUAUGGUCUUCAAUGUUGUGAUCAUGUCCCCUCAUGGAUACUUUGCGCAAGACAAUGUUUUGGGGUAUCCUGAUACUGGAGGCCAGGUUGUUUACAUUUUGGAUCAAGUUCGUGCCUUGGAGAGUGAAAUGCUUCUGCGUAUCAAGCAGCAAGGACUCGAUAUCAUCCCCCGAAUUCUCAUUAUUACUCGACUGCUCCCUGAUGCAGUAGGAACCACUUGUGGUCAACGUCUGGAGAGAGUAUAUGGAUCAGAGCAUUGUGAUAUUCUUCGAGUUCCCUUCAGAGAUGGAAAGGGAGUGGUACGCAAAUGGAUUUCCCGCUUUGAAGUAUGGCCAUACCUAGAAACUUACACCGAGGAUGUUGCUGCUGAAAUUGCUAAGGAGUUGCAGGGCAAGCCUGAUCUGAUCAUUGGAAAUUACAGUGAUGGAAACAUUGUUGCCUCCUUGUUAGCGCACAAAUUAGGUGUUACAGAGUGCACCAUUGCACAUGCUCUGGAAAAAACAAAGUAUCCAGAGUCAGAUAUUUACUGGAAGAAGUUUGAUGAAAAGUACCACUUUUCAUGCCAGUUUACAGCUGAUCUUUUUGCCAUGAACCAUACGGAUUUCAUCAUCACCAGCACAUUCCAAGAGAUUGCUGGAAGCAAGGAUACUGUUGGACAGUAUGAGAGCCACACUGCUUUCACUCUCCCUGGCCUCUAUAGAGUUGUUCAUGGUAUAGAUGUCUUUGAUCCCAAAUUCAACAUUGUAUCUCCUGGUGCUGACGAGAGCAUAUACUUCCCCUACACUGAGGAGAAACGUAGGUUGACAUCUUUCCAUGAAGAAAUUGAGGAACUUCUUUACAGCCCUGUUGAGAACGAAGAGCACCUAUGCGUGCUAAAAGACCGCAACAAGCCAAUUUUAUUCACCAUGGCAAGGCUGGACAGAGUUAAGAAUUUAACUGGUCUUGUAGAAUGGUAUGGAAAGAAUACGAAGCUACGUGAAUUAGUUAAUCUUGUUGUAGUUGGUGGUGACAGAAGAAAGGAGUCUAAAGAUCUAGAAGAGCAAGCUGAGAUGAAGAAAAUGUACAGUUAUAUAGAGAAAUACAACUUGAAUGGGCAGUUCAGAUGGAUAUCUUCUCAGAUGAACCGUGUGAGGAAUGGAGAGCUCUACCGUUACAUUUGUGAUACCAAGGGAGCUUUCGUGCAGCCUGCUUUGUACGAGGCUUUUGGAUUGACUGUUGUUGAGGCCAUGACAUGUGGUUUGCCAACCUUUGCUACUUCCAAUGGUGGUCCUGCCGAGAUCAUUGUGCAUGGAAAAUCCGGAUUCCAUAUUGAUCCAUACCAUGGUGAGCAGGCGGCUGAACUCCUUGUUGACUUCUUUGAGAAGUGCAAGGCUGAUCCCACUCGCUGGAAUAAAAUCUCCCAAGGAGGCCUGCAGCGAAUCCAAGAGAAGUAUACCUGGCAAAUUUACUCUCAAAGACUGCUGACCCUCACCGGAGUUUAUGGAUUCUGGAAGCAUGUUUCCAACCUUGAUCGUGGCGAGAGCCGUCGGUAUCUGGAAAUGUUCUAUGCACUCAAAUAUCGUAAAUUGGCUGAGUCUGUUCCUUUGACUAUCGAGUAA
Dovyalis caffra is the source of this 2412-nucleotide messenger RNA. The record is from the annotation of a GenBank genome assembly. NCBI's taxonomy places the organism in Eukaryota, Viridiplantae, Streptophyta, Magnoliopsida, Malpighiales, Salicaceae.